Molecule: messenger RNA, 2415 nt
Organism: Archocentrus centrarchus (flier cichlid)
Lineage: Eukaryota; Metazoa; Chordata; Actinopteri; Cichliformes; Cichlidae
Gene: ei24
Product: EI24 autophagy associated transmembrane protein
Biological process (GO): macroautophagy
Cellular component (GO): endoplasmic reticulum
Source: RefSeq, a predicted model, not a curated record
GGAGCUUGCGCAAUACAUUUUCUACGGCCCUAGCUGCUGGCAGUGUCUGGGUGCUGUUUGUUGUGUUUACAUUAAGGGGGCGAAAGAACGAUUUUAUUAAGUUAUUACAACACCGAGUCUGUCGCAUGAGGUUACUGGGUGAGCCCCUCCCUGCCAUGAGAGCGGACCACCAGGUCACCAGCCCCCCCUCCUUCUGCAGUUGAUGGAUCUGCAGCUGGUGCAGAGAUGACAGACAGCGUCAGGGCCUUCCUCCGCGAUGUUGCGACGGGGAUCAAGGACUCCAUAUUGGGGAUUGGAACAAUCUCCAAGCUGGAUGCUCGUAUCCAGCAGAAAAGGGAAGAGCAGCGGAGGAGAAGGGCCAGUGGGGCCCUGGCACAGAGACGGGCACAGAGUGAGGAGCGCAAACCGGACAAUGAGCCCAAAGUAGCCAGCAGGAUUUUUCAGUGCUGUGCCUGGAAUGGAGGAGUGUUCUGGCUCAGUCUGUUUCUCUUUUACCGGGUGUUUAUCCCACUGCUGCAGGCUCUCACAGCAAAAAUCAUUGGUGACCCCUCCCUCCAUGGCAGUGUGUGGUCCUGGUUAGAAUUCAUCCUGACCUCUGUCUUCAGCGCUCUCUGGGUCCUUCCCUUGUUUGUCCUCAGCAAGAUAGUCAACGCCAUCUGGUUCCAGGAUAUAGCUGACCUUGCAUUUGAAGUGUCUGGCUGUAAAGCUCAGCCAUUCCCCAGCGUCAGUAAGAUCAUCGCAGACAUGCUUUUUAACCUCCUCCUCCAGGCACUCUUCCUCAUUCAGGGUAUGAUUGUUAGCCUCUUCCCCAUCGAUGCCAUUGGACAGAUGGUUAGCCUCCUCCACAUGUCUCUGCUCUACUCCCUGUACUGCUUUGAGUAUCGCUGGUUCAACCAUGGCAUCGAGAUGCACCAGCGGCUGUCCAACAUUGAGAGGAACUGGCCAUAUUACUUUGGCUUUGGUUUACCCAUGGCUCUGCUGACCGCCAUGCCCUCCUCCUACAUUAUCAGCGGUUGCUUGUUUUCCAUCCUUUUCCCCCUGUUCAUCAUCAGUGCUAAUGAGGCAAAGACACCAACAAAGCUGUACCACUUCCAGCUGCGUCUCUUCUCCCUGGUUGUGCUGAUCAGCAACAAGCUUUUCCACAAGACUGUCCACCUGCAGUCAUCGCUGACGUCAUCCACCUCAUCAGAGAGGCUGUCGACGCCCCACACCUCCCGCCCGCCAGAGGCUGCUGCCCACCCAGUGAAGGAGACGGGAAAGCCGUCCUACAAGUGAGAAAGUGAUUCUUCCAGAAGGAUUGCCCUUAAUGAAGACGAUAUGCGGUUCAGGACAAAGGAUUUACAUGUUUUUGUGUCUCUGCCCCCUCAGUUACUCAUUUUUAUCCUCCUUUUCAGUGUGACACAAAAAUCGACUGACCUGUGCCUCACACUCAAAACACUUUAAAUACUGAGAUCUUUACUUCUUUUCUUUGAAUUUUCUUUCUUUCUUUGUAUAAUGUGCCAUUUGAGUGACCCUCCUUUUAAUAAAUUACAGCACAAGAGAUCACAUAGUUUUGUUUUAAGCAAACAUGACUAAAGAAGGGUGUUUUUCUCUAUGAACGGGCUUGUUUGUGUUCAGAAGCAAAGCACAGUUAUGUUCUCUUAAAGUCACAUCCCUCCCUCACAGAUCAAAUGCACAUGGAUGUGUUUCUCUGUCAAAUUCUGCUGUUCCCACAGUCCCACUUGCAACCUUGUACAAUUGUGAAGGGAGGCUUUUUAGUUUCCAAUAGAGUACACGCAUCAUUUCUGGAGCUGCUAUUAAAAGAACUGGUAACCUUUCGUAACGGAAACCAAAUCACAAAGUCACUCUUGUGUAUUGACAAAACUGUUGCUUGGUGUCCCAUCCCGAAUGAAAAUCUAGAUUCUGCUAAUGUUACAGUGCACACGGUGACACCAGCAAAACAAAAGCUGCGUUAGAACUUUCAGUGUGUUCAUAAGUGAGAUGACACUGCCAAACUGCUACAUCUUUAACUUUACUUUUACCACUUCAACGCUAAGCUCUGUCACAAAGAAGACGUCAUGUAGCUCAUAGCUUUAUAGCAGACGGGUGAUCAGCCUCGACUCGCUUGCUCUAGUGCCCCCCCACCUUUCAGAGAGCUGAUGCAAAUAUAACUGAUCCCCAAAGAUCAUUGGCUGUUUGGUUAUUUUGUGCUGUAUAUAAUGUUAAUACCUCCUGAAUGUUCAGUCGGAAGCCCAGCACCACACAGCGACCCCUGACCUUUGUCUCACCAUAGCUCAUGGAUGUGGAGAGGGGCCAUGAUUUUAAACAGUGUGCAAUUAUUGUAAGAAGAGCAUAGUGUUUGUGCAGAUGGAUAUUUGUGAGUGAGGUUUUGUAAAAGUAAUACUUCUAAUUUGAAUAAAAUUGGUCAGUAUUCAA